CAAAAAAUAAAAAUGGGCCAGGACCAGGAGGAGGAUAGGAUAGGUAAGAAGUCAGCCUCUGAUGGGUCUAUAAGAGAGCAUUUUGGACGUUUUGGUCAGAGAGAUUGGAAGGAAAAGCCCUCGUUUGAAUUCGACCAGCGGUUUUUAGAUUCAAUGAGUCGUCUCUUCAAGGGAAUGAGGUUCCCAGAUUCGUAUGGAGUGAGCGUUGAUGAUUUAUUUAUGAUAAGGAAAUCGGAGAGAGAGUAUAUGCAUAAGUUAUUCCCAAGGAAGAUUGAGGAUCUUAGUAUUUUAUCUAAUGGAUACCAGGAAUUUUCGAUUAAGACUUUGCUCAUCAGCAAAUACUUAUUCUUUGAAAUGAGCUCUUUGCAGUUCAGAAAAUUAUUGAGUGCAUGCAGACAUAUCAAAAUAUUACAUUAUGGAGGCUGUCACAUCUCCGUUCCUACAAAGAUAGAUUUCUGCAAAUCACUUAAGAACUGUAAGAUAAAGGAACUAUAUCUACCAACAAUCUGUGAUGAUGAGCUCAAUAAUAUUAUCAUUCUUGACAAGCAGGUUGGUAAUUUACUCAAAGGAGUAGCAGCCUGAGAAGACCUUACUAAUAGCUUGGAGAUACUAAGCAUAGGAAACUAUGAACUGUACCCUUGAGAAGUCAAUGAUAUUCUGGAAAAAUAUGGACUAGAAUGAUUAAAGUGGGAUACUUCAGUAUAAUCUUGAUUUCAAAAUUCAACCA
This is a messenger RNA of Moneuplotes crassus, 727 nucleotides long. The record is from the annotation of a GenBank genome assembly. NCBI's taxonomy places the organism in Eukaryota, Ciliophora, Spirotrichea, Euplotida, Euplotidae.